Molecule: messenger RNA, 4154 nt
Organism: Oncorhynchus gorbuscha (pink salmon)
Lineage: Eukaryota; Metazoa; Chordata; Actinopteri; Salmoniformes; Salmonidae
Product: dynamin-1-like protein
Exons: 18
Coding region: 196-2211 (671 amino acids)
Biological process (GO): mitochondrial fission
Cellular component (GO): mitochondrion; microtubule; membrane
Molecular function (GO): GTPase activity; microtubule binding; GTP binding
Source: RefSeq, a predicted model, not a curated record
UCUUUCAAAAAAAUAAAUAAUAAUUCAAUGACAGCCUUGAAUACAACCCGGUUUGAAGUCGCUAAAAAUACAGAUAACGCUAAAUUGUGGAUAGUACAGAAUUUCCGUUACUGUAGCUAGCUGUCUUUGCAGGAUGAAGUGAGCACGGUAUUGUUGGAUUGAGAGGAACAUCUUCUCUGUGUCCGGUCCUAAGAAAUGGAGACUCUAAUUCCCAUCAUCAAUCGGCUCCAGGAAGUCUUCCUGACAGUGGGGGCAGAGAUCAUCCAGCUGCCUCAGAUAGUGGUGGUUGGCUCGCAGAGCAGCGGCAAGAGUUCUGUGUUGGAGAGCCUGGUUGGAAGGGAUUUUCUGCCUCGGGGAUCAGGCAUAGUCACACGGCGACCCCUAGUGUUGCAGCUGGUGAAUGUGCCUCCAUUGGCAGAGAGGAGACUGCAAGAAAAUGGAAAUGGGGUAAAACAAAAUGCAAACAGCUACCCAGGGAUCAAGGCUGAUGAAUGGGGCACGUUCCUUCAUAGCAAGAACCAGAUUUUCACAGAUUUCUUGGAGAUUCGCAAGGAGAUUGAAGAAGAGACUGAGCGUAGCUCAGGAGACAACAAGGGAAUCAGCCCUGAGCCCAUCUAUUUGAAGAUUUUCUCUCCUCAUGUCCUCAAUCUCACACUGGUUGAUUUGCCAGGAAUAACCAAGGUUCCGGUUGGAGAUCAGCCAGAGGACAUAGAAGCUCAAGUCCAAGAGAUGAUCCUAUCCUUCAUCUCCAACCCCAACUCCCUUAUCCUCUCAGUAUCUCCUGCCAACUCCGACUUGGCCACCUCUGAUGCCCUCAAACUGGCCCGCGAGGUCGACCAGGAUGGCCGCAGAACACUGCUGGUGGUCAGUAAGCUGGACCUGAUGGACGCAGGGACAGAUGCUCUGGAGGUCUUGCUGGGCCGGGUCAUUCCAGUGCGGCUCGGAAUUGUGGGAGUGGUCAACAGGAGCCAGCAUGACAUCAACACGCAGAAGAGCAUAGAGGACACGGCACGGGACGAGCAGGCCUUCCUCCAGCGCCACUACCCGUCUCUGGCCUCCCGCUGCGGCUCCCGCUACCUGGCUCGCACCCUGAGCCGCCUGCUCAUGCACCACAUCAGGGACUGCUUGCCGGAGCUGAAGAGGCGUGUGACGGUGUUGAGUGCCCAGUACCAGGCCCGGUUCAGCAGCUACGGCCAGCCUGUAGAGGACCACAGCUCCACCCUGCUACAGAUCGUCACCAAGUUCGCCAGCGACUAUUGCAACACCAUCGAGGGCACCGCCACGCACAUCCAGACAUCUGAACUCUGCGGGGGGGCUCGGAUCUGCUACAUAUUCCAUGAGACCUUUGGCCGCACUCUUCAGUCUAUUGACCCCCUGGGGGGCUUGACGGAGCUCGACAUCCUCACUGCAAUCCGCAAUGCUACGGGUCCGCGGCCGGCCCUCUUUGUACCUGAGAUUUCCUUUGAGCUGCUGGUGAAGAGGCAGAUCAAGCGUCUGGAGGAGCCCAGUCUGCGCUGUGUGGAGCUGGUCCACGAGGAGCUGCAGAGGAUCAUCCAGCAUUGCUCCUCCUACAGCACGCAGGAGCUCCUUCGGUUUCCCAAGCUGCACGACUCCAUUGUGGAGGUGGUGACUAGUUUACUCAGGAAGCGCUUGCCCAUUACUAAUGACAUGGUCCACAACUUGGUUCAAAUUGAGCUUGCUUACAUCAACACAAAGCACCCAGACUUCACUGAUGCUGCUCAGGUCUCCGCAUCUGUCAACAGUCAACAGGGCCUGCAGGAUGGAGAUAAAUGCUGGAUGAAUGAGAAAGUGGCUGAGGAGAAGGCACCAGUGGGAGGUUUCAGCAGCCCUGUAAAGGGCCAGGCCAUCAACCUCCUGGACACAGCGGUGCCGGUGUCCCGAAAGCUGACUGCCCGCGAGCAAAGAGACUGUGAGGUCAUUCAACGCCUCAUCAAAUGCUACUUCCUAAUUGUCCGCAAGAGCAUUCAGGACAGUGUUCCCAAGACGGUGAUGCACUUCCUGGUGAACUUUGUGAAGGAGCGUCUGCAGAGUGAGCUGGUGGGCCAGCUGUACAAACAGAACCUGCUGCAGGGGCUGCUCAUCGAGUCCCAAGACACAGCACAACAGAGGACAGAGGUGGCCCAGAUGCUGGAGGCUCUCCAAAAAGCCAGCAACAUCAUCUCAGAGAUCCGGGAGACACACCUGUGGUAGCCCAAUGCAACUGACCGUGCGUGUGUGUGUGUGUGUGUGUGUGUGUGUGUGUGUGUGUGUGUGUGUGUGUGUGUGUGUGUGUGUGUGUGUGUGUGUGUGUGUGUGUGUGUGUGUGUGUGUGUGUGUGUGUGUGAUGGUAAUGUAUGGCAAUACCACUGAGCUCACACUGUCCAUUACACAUCCAGCUGUCCUUUUUGUCUGUCCAGGAUUUGGACUAUUGUGUCUCAUUGUGAAUAUAGUGAUGAGACCAACACACUCAGGCAGAGCUGGUCCGUUGUGAUGAGAUGUCUUUAAUGUGAAAGAGAACCAUGAUCAGAAAACAAUUUUGGUUUUGUUGCAACAGCCGUCUGUCUAAAUGUCUGGUCUUUUGGUUGUCAAUGUGUUGUUUAUCAUGUGGAGUAUUACGUUGUUUUCCUGAGUCUUUCUUGCAUCUGAUCAUGAGAUGGUUGUCCUGCUGCAUUUGUUUCCAUUGACUAGGUAUCUAUUUGUGAAAGGGUGAUCUCAAACCAUGACUGCUUGAUAUGCAUGUAACAGUUUCUGAACAUAUGUAGAGUAAGUAUAAUCAGUCAGUAUCAGGUUUCCCUUGUUUUAAGCAACGUUCUGUAAAGUUGAACACAGAGGGUGACAACCCAACCCGAGGUUGAACAGUGGGCUGUCUGCAAUGUAAUGUUGGAAUAUGAUCCUGGUCUUCGGGGAUGCUGCAGAGGUUUGGUUUGACCUGGUCUACAGUGCAACUGAGUACAGUAGUUGUACCCUAGAGCAGACGUAUGUUCUUUAUGUGUGUCGCAUUUAUGUAUCGUUCCGGGUGUACGGUUGCACUGUUUGUGCAUAUUUAGUCCUAUAACAAAGUUGUACGUUCACAACAUAGAAUACAGUGUUCCUUUUCUCCGUAUGAAGUUUCUAGUCAGACUCUUAAUUCGCAUGUUGUUGGAUAACUGAAACCACAUUUAUGUAUAGCACCCACAAAGAGUUGAAUAGGUGUGUGUGUGUAUAUAUAGAUAUUGUAUAGCUAGCUUGUCAGGAGUUGCAGAAUAGUAGGUGGAGUCCAGCAAUGAUUUGAGGGCCAGGGGUAUAGCUAUUCAUUGUAGAAAUCUAUUUGGGCAAAGGAAAGUUAAAAUAAUUUUCAAAAUCUCAGAAUGCAUUGAAAUAUUGUACCCCAGUCACCCCCCCCCCCCCUUUAAAUUAACCCAUGUAUGCAGUGUGCCUCAGAGAGAGAGGGGGCUGUUGCUGGGGUGCCACCUCUUCUGAAGACUAUCCCUAGGCCUGCUUCUACCCAGGGAUGUUGGAGGUGACAGGGAUGUUGGAGGUGUAAGAGACUAACAUUGUUUCUGAUUUGAACUUGUGCAUGCAGCUGUAAUUAUAUCCUCAUUUUGUUGAUGUAGAUCCCAAGGGAAGUGUGCCCUGCAGCCUUUUAUUUGUGAUUUAGUAGCAAUUGUGUGACGUUAGUGCAUCUUCCAUUUAGAAUUAGAUUCUAAAGUUUCUCAAAUAAUUUAUAGUGUAAGUGUGCCUCGGUUUUUGUAUGUCAUGGAGAUGUUCAAAGGAUGAUGAGCAUUAUUCAGAAAGACUAGCCUUAAAGGAACAGGUACCAAGCACCAUCUAGCAGAAACACUGACUUCUAUGUGAUCAAGGAGAGCACGGUGUCUAGUCUGUCUUUCUGAAAGGACAGUGUGCGUGUGUGUGUGUGUGUGUGUGUGUGUGUGUGUGUGUGUGUGUGUGUGUGUGUGUGUGUGUGUGUGUGUGUGUGUGUGUGUGUGUGUGUGUGUGUGUGAGAGAAUGUCUAAGUUUUUCUAUCUGAAUGAGACUGUGUUUUCUAUUAUUUAAAUGUAUAUCUUACAUCUUUACAAACUGCCUGGAAGUGCUUGACUGCCAAUAUUUGUGAUACAUGUCAAUUGAUAUAAUAUCUGUUCAGAUGGGAGGGACUCAUUAAACACUUAACAACAACA